Messenger RNA from Saimiri boliviensis boliviensis (Bolivian squirrel monkey), 2357 nucleotides. RefSeq names its product tubulin tyrosine ligase like 10 (gene TTLL10). Lineage: Eukaryota; Metazoa; Chordata; Mammalia; Primates; Cebidae. The record is from RefSeq and is a predicted model, not a curated record. Gene Ontology annotation, biological process: protein polyglycylation. Gene Ontology annotation, molecular function: protein-glycine ligase activity, elongating.
UCACACAGCCCUGCGGCCCACUCGGUGUGUGACGGGUGCUGUCCUGAUUUGGCACCCAGAGCGAGCUCAGCCACGCCUGAGGAGCAGCUCUGGCCAGGGAGGACUCGCCUGGCAGAGACAGGGCCCGGAGAGGGCCUCACCCCCACACGGCGCCAGGCCCCACAGCUGCCACGGAGACGGGGGCCAGCGCACGCAGAGGCUCGAGUCCACAGCCCCAGGAAGCGCCCUUCCCCACGCUGGGUGGGCCGGACUGCCUGCUCCAUCCAAGCGCUGGGGCCUUGGGGAGAUGGAAGGUCCCACAGGAGGGUCGGAACGGCAUCUUCCCUGCAGGGCCCUUGCCCUGGUGCCCGCCAGCUAGUGGCCCGCAGCCACGCCUGGUUCAUCCAGCACCGGGAACGGCCCACUCGGACCCGAGCCGGCUCCAAGAGGGGCACGCAGCGAAGGGUUCCACAGCGCCCAGCUCGAGUCUCAGGCCCAGCCCAUGAGAGGCCAAUGGGGAGUGGCCAGGAAGAGGGACUCCCAAGUCAGCCAGGCCAGCCAGACCAAGAUGCAGGCGGGCACUGUGGGCCAGACCUGGAGGAGGCAGGAAGAGCCUCUGCCACGCCCACAACCCCCGGGCUCCCUACCAGCUGCCCACCUGCAGACCCGGAUGAUGCUGAGGCCGCCGGGCCCCCAGCUGCCCUCCUGGAGCGGCUCCUGCUGGCGGGGGGGAAGCCAUCGUCCCACGGCACCCAGCAUGGGCCCUUCUUCUACAUUGGAGGCAACAACGGGGCCUCAAUCAUCAGCUCCUACUGCAAACGCAAGGGCUGGAAGCGCAUUGAGGACAGCGGCCGGGAGGACUACAUGCUGAAGUGGUGCGAGGUCCAGAGCCGGGGCAGCUACAGCAGCUUCCGGGAAGGACAGCAGCUGUUGUACCAGCUUCCCAACAGUAAGCUCCUCACCACCAAGAUCGGGCUGCUCAGCACCCUCCGGGGGCGGGCGCGGGCCAUAAGCAAGGCCAGCAAGACGCCGGGCGGCCCCCAGGCCAGGCUGGGAAAGGAUGCAGCAGUGGCCACCCUGGAGGACCUCCCGUGGACAAGCCCAGCACACCUUAGGCCACAGAGGGUCCUGAGAAUGGAAGAAUUUUUCCCAGAGACCUACCGUCUGGACGUCAAGGACGAGAGAGAAGCCUUCUUCACCCUGUUUGACGACACCCAGAUGUGGAUCUGCAAGCCCACGGCCUCCAACCAGGGCAAAGGCAUCUUCCUACUCCAGAGCCAGGAGGAAGUCGCCGCCCUGCAGGCCAAGACCCAGAGCAUCCAGGACGACCCCGUCUACAAGCUGCCGCUCCGGGGGCCUCAGGCGCGGGUGGUCCAGCGGUACAUCCAGAACCCGCUGCUGCUGGAUGGGAGGAAGUUCGACGUUCGCUCCUACCUGCUGAUCGCCUGUGCCACGCCCUACAUGGUCUUCUUCGGCCACGGCUACACCCGCCUCACCCUCAGCCCCUACGACCCCCGUUCCAGCGACCUCAGCGGCCACCUGACCAACCAGUUCAUGCAGAAGAAGAACCCCCUGUACAUGCUGCUGAAGGAGGACACGGUGUGGAGCAUGGAGCAUCUCAACAGUCACAUCAACGACACCUUCAGGAAGGCCCGGGGCCUCCCCAGGGACUGGGUCUUCACCACCCUCACGAAGCGGAUGCAGCAGAUCAUGGUCCACUGCUUCCUGGCCGCCAAGUCCAAGCUGGAGUGCAAGCUGGGUUACUUCGACCUCAUCGGCUGUGACUUCCUGAUUGAUGACAACUUCAAGGUGUGGCUGCUGGAGAUGAAUUCCAACCCCGCCCUGCACACCAACUGCGAGGUCCUGAAGGAGGUCAUCCCAGGUGUGGUCAUGGAGACUCUGGACCUGGCACUGGAGACCUUCCAGAAGAGCCUGCGCGGCCAGAAGAUGCUGCCCCUGAGGACCCAGCGUCGCUUCGUGCUCCUGCACACGGGGGAGGCCGAGCAGCGGCUGCGUCCCGGGGCCCCGAGCGGCCUCCCCAGCCGGCCCCCCCGCGCCCCCCGCCAGGCCGAGUCCUCCCAGCCGCCCACACCGCACGCCCCAGCCCGGCCGGGUGCCCACAGACCCACGCCCCCUCACUCGGCCCCAUGGCAGCCCCGGCCACCCAGCCCAGGCCCCGGCCCCGACGACGCCCACCACCGGGAGCCCCAGGCCCCAGGCACUGAGCAGCUGGGCAGGGGCGACAGGGACCUGGUGCAAGAGCCUUCCCCAGGGACAGCCCAGGAGGAGCACAAGCAGCCUGGGAACACAAGACCCUAGGGGGGUGGGUCACCCGGCUGGCAUGGACCCCACCCCACCAUGCCACCCCUGCCACACUA